Messenger RNA from Thunnus maccoyii (southern bluefin tuna), 1035 nucleotides. It is a transcript of the gene mrps34, whose product is annotated as mitochondrial ribosomal protein S34. The transcript is spliced from 4 exons. Bases 155 to 814 code for a protein of 219 amino acids. Lineage: Eukaryota; Metazoa; Chordata; Actinopteri; Scombriformes; Scombridae. The record is from RefSeq and is a predicted model, not a curated record. Gene Ontology annotation, biological process: mitochondrial translation. Gene Ontology annotation, molecular function: structural constituent of ribosome. Gene Ontology annotation, cellular component: mitochondrial small ribosomal subunit; mitochondrion.
GCAGUUGACACGGAACACUUUGCGGUGGGACCGAGGGAGCGGAAGUUGUGUGCCUUGCUUGCUUGCGGAGGUCAAGUCGAUUCUUGUCAUCAGGGACAUUCAGGAUAAGUGUUGACUGGUGUGUUGACUGGUGUGUGUCAGUGAUCACAGAAUCAUGGCAAAGAAAAAGAGACUUCGCCUCAUAGCAGAAAUGGCUCGGAAGAUCCGGGCGUACCGAGAGCUGAAGUCCCGGCCGCGGGAGUCCCAGAAGUAUGCCAUGGACUAUGAGACGAUGAGGCGGCCUCAUACAGGGAAGAUGCUGCCUGUACUGGCCUGGCAGGAUGUCCGCAGGGAGAGCCGCCUCUUCUCCCUGCUGGCAGGCAUGAGGAUGUUCGGGGUGGGACGCCUCUUUACCCGCAAGUCCUGGCUGGAGGACCAUACAGAGCCCAGCUACUGGCAGAUCACCAAGGUCAAGGUGGACUACACAUCUGAGAACAUGGAUCAUGGCAAAGCAUGGGGAGUCCUCACCUAUAAAGGGAAACAGGAGAGCGAAGUCAAGGAGCUGGACAAGGUGAUGUACCACGACUGGCGCCUGGUUCCCAAACACAUGGAGCAGCAGUUCAAGGAUGCUCAGCCUCUCCCGGAGCCACCUGUGCGUUACGUCGCGUACCCUCCGCUGCUGCGCGCCAUGCUGCUCGCCCAACACAAGAAAACAUCCGGCAGUGUAAUGGCAGACGAGCCGGCUAUGCCUUUGCAGAGGGACGUCCUUCUCAACAAAGACUAUUUUCGCAGGCAAGAACAAGAGAAGCAGAGGACAGAGGGGACGCCGGUGUGAUACCAGGGUUGUGAAGCUGAAGGACAUUUUGGACUCAAUCAGUGUUGACAGAAGAAGAAAUAACGUCUUCUGUCAAAGCACUUUGGAAGCACUCGCCUCACCUGCUAAAUCCUGGACUCAGAUCAAUUCUCUGCUAUUGUCAUCUGGAGUCAAUCCUCUCUGUGUGUAAGAUAUAUCUGUGUAAUGUGCUAAAUAUUAAAUUGCUAAAAUAUGGCAACUAA